Molecule: messenger RNA, 387 nt
Organism: Verticillium dahliae VdLs.17
Lineage: Eukaryota; Fungi; Ascomycota; Sordariomycetes; Glomerellales; Plectosphaerellaceae
Exons: 2
Coding region: 1-387 (128 amino acids)
Source: RefSeq, a predicted model, not a curated record
AUGACUGCUGCAACACCUGUUCAGUGCACCUCUGUCAAGAGCGCCAGCGAAGCUUGCAACGACCAACAUAUCGACAUGUCGCUCGACGCCCACCACAGCAACUGUGAUGAGAUAUGCUGUAGCCUCCUGAGCAAUGGUACGGAUGAAGAGGCGGCACAGCUCCAGAUCGACAGAACUGCUCGUUUUCUCGAUGACCUCGACACAAACCCAGUAGAACGCAUACUUGCCGGUCUCCUUCCGUCAGACAGGCUCGUCUUGGGACAAUGGUUUGGUGGAGCGGGCCCAGAUACCCGGCACCCGCAGCGUCAGCGCGUCGGCAGGGUAGGGCUACCCGCCCGUUGCCGCAACUCAGCCAACCGCAAAUCGCUCCGCAGAACCCAUAAAUGA